AUGGAUGACAAGUUUGAAACCCUGAAAUUAAAUUAUAAAAUACAUAAAUAUUCUAGUUUUUCCGCCCACUACGUUCCUGAGAACAUCUUGGUGAAUAAUCCUUCAGACCAGCUAUCUAGAUGGUUUACAGACAGUUCUACAUCAUCGCAAUUUAUUGUUUUAAAACUUGAAUCACCCUCAAUUGUUGAAACCAUAAAAUUUGGCAAAUAUAUUAAGCCUCAUGUGAGUGAUUUGAAAAAGUUUCAAGUUUAUGGUGGAACCGAUGAAUGCAACUUAUCUUUAUUAUUGACAGGGGGGUUAAGGAAAGACAAUGUAGCAGAAAUCUUCCGAUUGCGACAUAGGACAACCGAAGGCUUGUAUCUACCUGUAAAAUACAUAAAAAUAGUGCCAUUACAAUCGUGGGGGCCAGUUUCAAACUACACCAUCUGGUAUGUGGAACUUGAGGGAAAGAAACAGCCAGAACUUAUAAGCAAUGUGAUGGAAACUAUUAACAUGCGUAAAGAAGAAGAAGCAGUCCGCAUACUCUUGAAGCACCUCCGACGUCGAAGAUACAAAGACGCGUUUGAAGCGUUGUCCCGUGAGAGUGGAGUACAACUGGAAGGUCAUAUGCAAGCACGACUAUGGAAUGCACUCGUCGAGAAUGGAGAUUAUAAACUGGCUGAGAGAAUAUUUGAAGAAUCAGCUCGAGAUGGGGAGCUCGACUGGUACAUGUCAUGGCAACCCUACACCCCGGAAUGGCGAAAGCUUUGCGGUUGUUCUAGACAAGUAGAAGAACGGCUGUGUUGCGGCGACGCGUCUCCAGAGGUACAUUCGCGACCUCAUGAUCUGUCCUGUGUCGACAGGGACCCUCGGCCCGAGGGUGCGGAUGUGGCAUUAAAUGGAAACGAGGCGAUCGAAAACGGCUUCAUACCUUGCGGGGCCGGCACCGCGUGCGCCAACCGGCCCGGGCCUCGCGGCGGACACCAGCUGGUGGUCGACCCCAACACUGGUACGCUAUACCUCUUCGGCGGUUGGAACGGGACGGAAGACCUGGACGACCUCUGGAGUUUCGACACGAUCACGGAAAGGUGGUGUCUCCUCUGCAGGCACAGCGGCAAGCUCGGAGGCCCGUCGCCUCGCUCCUGCCACAAAAUGGUCUUCGACCCUAUCAACGAGAAACUUUACACCAUCGGAAGGUAUCUGGACAACGCUCAGCGGACGCCGGCCAAUUUGAACAGCGACCUGUACGUGUACUCCGUGCGGUCGGCCGAGUGGUCCCUGGUGAUGAGCGACACGGCGGCCACGGGCGGACCCAGGCUGGUCUUCGACCAUCAGAUGUGCAUGGACCCCGACACCAGCACCAUCUACGUGUUCGGGGGACGAGUGUUGCCGGCUAACACUGAGGAAACGGCGAGUCCGCAGUACUCGGGCCUCUACGCGUACUACAUCCGGACCUGCACGUGGCACCAACUCCUGCCCGACGACCACGACCUUCCGGCUCCGCAGCCGCGAGUCUCCCACUCCAUGCUCUUCCAUCCGAUCCAGCGCCGCUUGUACAUUUUCGCCGGGCAGCGCAACAAGGAGCAGCUGCUGGACGCGUGGUGGUACGAGGCGGGGUCGGGUCGCUGCGGGGCGCUGUGCCUGGGCUCCUGCGCCCCUCCGGCCGCCGGCUUCACGCAGAGGGCCACCGUCGACCCCGACACCGACGAGAUCUUCGUGCUCUCGGGCAUGAGCAAAGAAAAAGACCGUCGGGUGUACAACACCCUGUGGGUGCUGUCUCUGAGGAGGCUCACGUGGAGUUGCGUCUACCGGAACGAAGCGGUCACGCCCAUGGAACCCAGGCCGCGCUUCGCUCAUCAGCUGGUCUAUGACCCGGUCAGGAAGAUCCACUAUCUAUUCGGGGGAAACCCCGGCACGGCCGGAAAUCCCCGACUGCGCUUGGACGAUCUCUGGGCGUUGCGAUUGACGCGUCCCGCCCUGUCCCGAGUCGUGGGUUGCGCGCGCGCAGCCCUACGCGAACUCUGUUAUCGGGAGCUCGCGGCGGACCCGGCCGCCGCCCCCGAGGCUUUGGACUAUUUGAGACACGAGCUCAGUGACGUCAUCGACCAUAGUGAUCCCGACCAGGUGGCGAAGUUCCAGCGCCUGGCGACGGCGCUGUUCGCGGGCCGAGUGCGCGACGAGUGCGCGGCCGUGGCCCUGUCUCCGCGACGCGUCCGGGCGCUCGCUCGCCGCCGAGCCGCCGCCUGCGCCCCCGCGGACCUCGCGAGGGCUUUGGCCGCGGUGUUGGGCGUGGACGACACCGUCCCCGAAGCGACGCAACCGUUCGAAGAGGCGACUCUCCCGGACGUAGACACGUGGGACGUCGGACGGGACGACGAGGAACCGGUCCCGCCGAGCGGUCCCGGCGGGGCGUGGGACGAAAGAGCGGCCCGAAUCGGGCUGUACGAGCGGCUGGCCGCCUACUUCCGUCCCAGCACCGUGCCCCCGGCCGCCGACAUUAUGGAUCUCGUCGCUUUAUAG
Molecule: messenger RNA, 2499 nt
Organism: Pieris macdunnoughi
Lineage: Eukaryota; Metazoa; Arthropoda; Insecta; Lepidoptera; Pieridae
Source: the annotation of a GenBank genome assembly